Dichotomopilus funicola is the source of this 1362-nucleotide messenger RNA. RefSeq lists its product as uncharacterized. Bases 1 to 1362 code for a protein of 453 amino acids. NCBI's taxonomy places the organism in Eukaryota, Fungi, Ascomycota, Sordariomycetes, Sordariales, Chaetomiaceae. The transcript has 2 exons. The record is from RefSeq and is a predicted model, not a curated record.
AUGUCGUCCGAAGACCGAGCCUUGGAGAAGGUGGAACCGGGACAGACUGAUGGAGACAUUCCCGAUUCCCAGGAGAUUGACUUCGUGACCUUAGGCAUGUUCAUUAUUGAUGAAAUCGAAUUUCCGCCUCCUAAACCACCAGUCUACAACAUCCUCGGCGGCGCGGGCUCCUAUUCCGCUCUAGGCGCCCGUCUCUUUUCCCCACCACCGUCCUCCAAAACCGUGGGUUGGAUCGUUGACCAAGGCUCUGACUUCCCGCCCUCCAUCACCACCCAGAUCAACAGCUGGGAGACCUCGGCUGUCUUCCGCCAUGACCCUUCGCGCCUCACUACCCGCGGGUGGAACGGCUAUACCGACGAAAACUCCGACCACCGUGCCUUCCGGUACACCACUCCCAAACUACGCCUCACCGCUACCGACCUGACCACCCCACUCCUCCAAGCGAAAGCCAUCCACCUCAUCUGCAGUCCUUUACGCUGCCAGGAGCUCGUCAGCGACAUGCUGGCUCGGCGCAAAGACGCCUACUUCGCCAACCCACCAUCGCAUGACCCGACAGGGGACGGGUACACCCGGCCACUGAUCAUCUGGGAGCCGGUUCCAGACCUCUGUGUGCCCACCGAGCUGCUCAACUGCACCAACACGCUGCCGAUGGUGGACGUGUGCUCGCCCAACCACGCCGAGCUGGCCGGCUUCAUGGGCGGGGACGGGCGGGAUCCCGAGACGGGCGCGGCCGUGGACACGGCGGCUGUCGAGCGUGGAUGCGAGCAAUUGCUGGCGAGUAUGCCCCUGCAGAGUUACACGUUGGUGGUAAGGGCGGGCGAGAAGGGGUGUUUUGUGGCGCGGAACGGGGGGCGAAAGAAGAAGGUUGUUGGAGGGGAACAGUCUGGAAGGAAGAUUGAUGGAGAGGGGGCAGCAGAGGAACCUCCGCGACCAAAAAAGAAGAAAAAAGAGUACAUCCGUGGGGGUUUGCGUCCCGACACCGACAUGGAAGCUCUCUUCGCGGGGUUGAUGCAAGACGAUGAAGGCCGGGUUGCGCGCGAGGAGAUCGAGAUCGACCCGGGCAUCGAGAAAUGGGUGCCAGCGUACUAUGGCGAAGGGUUUACGGCCACCGAAGACGACGUAGACUCGAGUACAAGGGUAGUCGACCCGACAGGCGGUGGCAACACAUUUCUCGGCGGCCUGUCGGUGGCACUCGCCCGCGGCAAGUCGAUUGAGGAGGCAUGUGCGUGGGGCCACGUAGCGGCGAGUUUUGCGAUUGAGCAGGUCGGGUUUCCAGUGUUGAGUGUGGAUGAGGAAGGGAGAGAGACGUGGAAUGGGGUGAGAGUGGAGGAAAGGUUGCACGAAUUCGAGGGAAGGCUGUAG